Manihot esculenta (cassava) is the source of this 1404-nucleotide messenger RNA. RefSeq lists its product as uncharacterized. Lineage: Eukaryota; Viridiplantae; Streptophyta; Magnoliopsida; Malpighiales; Euphorbiaceae. The record is from RefSeq and is a predicted model, not a curated record. The transcript is spliced from 7 exons. Gene Ontology annotation, molecular function: DNA-binding transcription factor activity; DNA binding. Bases 196 to 1269 code for a protein of 357 amino acids.
UUCAAAAAUUAAACAUCCCAAGAACCCAACUGAGAAAACAUUUUCCACAUCAAUCUUCCAAGUCUAAGGAACUUGCCUGGAUCGGUCUGGCCACUUUUGUCCACAGCCCUGAACGACGACGAUCGACGGAUCAUCAUCAUCUUCUUCUUCAUAAAAAAUGAAAUUGAAUAAUCUUGAAGACAAAGGGAAGCAGGGAUGAUGGAAGAAGUAGAAAAAGCUGAAAAUACAUCUUUAAUAUCUUCUUCACAAAAGUGUUCAUACUUUGAUUUGAAUGAAGAAGCUAGCAGUGAAGAAGACGAUGAUCAGAAGAGUGCUGAAGCGAGUCCAUCAGCUAAUAACAAUUCUUCAAAUGAAAGAAAUGGACACAGGACUACUGUUAGACAAUAUAAUAGAUCAAAAAAGCCUCGGCUGCGAUGGAGUCCUGAUCUUCACCUCUCUUUUGUUCAUGCUGUGGAAAAGCUUGGUGGACAAGAAAGAGCAACACCCAAGCUAGUUCUUCAGUUAAUGAAUGUGAGAGGACUCAGCGUUGCCCACGUAAAGAGUCACUUGCAGAUGUACCGAAGUAAGAAGCUUGAUGAGGCUGGGCAAGUACUAAGUCAUGCAUACAGAUACAUGCAAAGAAGAGAUGGAACGUUGCACCAAAUUACAACAACAGCUCCUCAACAACACUUGAGAAUGGAGAAUGGUGGAAUUGUUUUACCCGGAAAUUUGCAUUCUUCUUUCUCCCAGUCCCACAAACCACUAUGUUUCAAAGCAAGCUUCUCAAGGGACCGACACUGGAGUUCUAAGCAGCUUGUUAGGAGAAGGCAAACGACCACUUUGACAAGAAAAGAUCUUGAACAUAGUCGAUUUCUUGAAGAAAGGCGAUGGCCUCCAUUGGAGAUGUUUAAAAAUCGAUGGAAAGUUGCCACAGAUUCUUCCUGGCUUAAUGCCUGCUCUGAACCUGAUGCACAUCAAAUCAGUAACCCUUCAAGAUCAGCUGGGGCAACCUACAAUUGGAAACCAGAUGAAGAAGAAGUUGGAAAUAACACCAUGGUCAAGCAAUCUUUAUUCAACUCGCACGACUCUAUCAGAAAUUUUAGAUUCUUUAAAGCAACGUUUGAGCCCCCAUUUCGACUUGAGCUGAAUGAAGAAAAAGUGUUGAAGGAUAAUAAAGAAUGGUUGCCUGAUUUGCAGCUGAGGCUAAGCCAGAGCGUGGGAAUCGAUGAGAAUAAGCGUAGCCAUUGUAGAAGCACACAGGAAAUAAGCACUAAGCUUUCACUUUCUUAGUGUGUAGAAGAAGAUUUUGAAUGAAAGCAAACUAUACGAAUAUGUAGAUGCAGCAAGGCCCACAGAUUAUAUAUGAACGGAUUCAAAUUCGUUGUUACUAACUUCACUGGUAAAUUUUUACCAAUAAAUUUUAGU